CAGCCCACGGUCCGCGCUCCAGUAUAGCGCUCCGCCCCGCUCCGCUCCGCAGCGCCGCGCCGUGCUGUGACGUGCGCGCCGCCCGCCUAGCACGGAGCGGUAGACCCUUCAUAGGACAAAGAGCAAGAAGAAAUUAGAAAUGGCGGACCCCGCGGCGAUGCACAGCGAGGCGUCCUACCUGGCGGUGUACGGCCUGGUGUCUGUGUUGCUGGUCACGCUCGUGGGUGGCUUGCUGUACGUCGCCUGCUCGCGCAGGUACCGCCUCAACUGGUUCGAGAAGAACCUGCUGGAGGCCGCCGAGAAGGGCCACAUCGACGAGAGUGAGGAGGCGCUGGUGGAGGACACUGGAGAGGGCGACAAGUUCUGGGUGCCGCCCAGCCUGCACCGGCAGAACAGCUUCUGCCCCAGCGACGUCGUACAGGACACGUCUGGAGAGUCGAGCCCGUGCACGCCGCAGGGCUUGCCGCUGUCGCCGCAGCACGUACAGCAACAGCAGCAGCAGCAGCCGACGCCGGGAGCGGUGACGCCGGAGGCGCCCACAGCGGCGGUAGCGGGGGCGGAGGCGGGGGCGGUGGCACUGCCGCUGGCGCGCAGCGACAAGCACGUGGUGCUGGCCACGGCGCCUGCGCGGCCACGCGUCUCCUCCAUGCACACCAAGCUGGACCACACCAAGAUAGACACCUCCCUCUACCAGAAGCAGGCACUGACAACCAGGUCUCCCAGUCUGCCUGAGGAGCCAGUGGGCUCCAUCCAGAUGGCGCUGGCCUACGACCCGGCAGCCGGAAUCCUGACGGUGCGACUUCUGGAGGCGCACGACCUUCAGGCGAGGGACUUCAGCGGCACCGCCGACCCGUACGCCAAGAUCCGCCUGCUGCCCGACAGGGGGAACGUCUGGCAGACGCGCAUCCACAAGAAGACGCUCAACCCAGUGUUCGACGAGGACUUCGUGUUCGAGGUGUCGCCGGCAGCGCUGCCGCGGCGCACGCUGGAGGUACUCCUGUAUGACUUCGACGCGUACUCGCGCCACCACAGCAUCGGCGGCGUGCAGCUGCCGCUGGCGCAGGUCGACCUCUCCGAGAGGCUCACCCUCUGGAGGCAGCUCGGGCCCUGCGCCGACCAGGACGCCAAGGCGGAGCUGGGCGAGGUGAUGGUGUCGCUGUCCUUCCUGCCAUCUGCAGAGCGCCUCACAGUCGUCGUGCUGAAGGCUCGCAACCUCAGAAUCGUCGACGACACCCGGGCGUCCUCUGACCCCUUCGUGAAAGUGGCACUGGUGCAAGGCGGCAAGCGUGUCAAGAAGAAGAAGACGGGUGUCCACCGGAACACAGUGAACCCUGUGUUCAACGAGGCACUCACUUUUGACGUCAGUCGAGAGGCACUUUCAAGAAGCAGUCUUGAGAUUCAGGUGCUGCAUGACAGCCUACUGGGUCCUAGUGAGCUGCUUGGACGUGUAUUGCUGGGCAGUGACUGUGGAUCCUCCACGGAUCGCGCCUUCUUCUCAGAGGCAGUUGCUAGCAAGACAGCAACAGCACGCUGGCUGCAGCUUAGUGAACCUCAAUGAGCCUGAGAACUGAGACACACUAGUAUGGCAUGAAGGGAGCCCACAGCCCAGAAGAGAACAGUUACCAAAGAUCCCGUGAGAAUGUUACCUGUGGGUUUUGUCAAAGUUAAUUAAUUGUGGGAAAUGAGACAGGCUUGUGCCAGCCAAGAAAGGGAAAUUCAUAAAAUUUUUGAUGACCAGCUCCUUCCAAUGUGUUUUGUGACUAGGUCUGCAUUUUGUUCCACCCUAAUGUUGUGAUUGCACUCAUCCAACAAUAUAUCUGUGAUUGAAAAAAUACACUUUCAACUGGUUACACAAACUCCAGUUAUCUUCCAGGAUGUUUAAGGACAAGACCUGCAUCUCCAAGAAACUUUACAUCAUUUCUGAAAGUUGUAUUGAUUGAUAAUUGUGAGUUGAUAAUAGAUGAAUUAAGUCCUUUAAGAUGUAUCGAGAUAAACAACUUCCUUCUUUUCAUAUAAAUAGCUUUGAAAACAGAACAUGAGCUUCACUGAAUUAAACAUUUGUUUUGGUUUUGUUUUGCACUGUCCCUGUUCACUGAAACUGUUCAUUUGAGGUGUUAUUUACCUUCCAAUUUAUCUCAUGGUUCCCCUGGCAUUAUUGAGUAGGAACACAUGGGUGCAAAAAUAAAUUGCACUACUCAGUUACAAAUUGCUGUUGUUGAGGAAAAUUUGGUUUCUUUACUUUCUUGCAUGCCUUUUAUAGUAGUGGAUAACAGAAAAUAUUGCCCUAAAUAUAGUAUUUCAGUAAAUCUAAUAAAAUUUACAUUGGUCAACAUUUAGUCACAUAAAUGACAUCAGACAUGGACCUAGGACUGGGAAAUAAGCUGUCAAUAUAUUCAUUGUAUGUGCUAAAGAAAUCCCUGUGGUAAUAAAAUUGAAAUAAAUGUGAAAUUUACAUGGUAAAGACUGCAGACUAUGUAUGAAGACUCAUUCUGACUGAAUGUACAGGUUGUAGACUCAUAUAAUGCACCAACAGUUGUAUAUUACUAUUAUUAUUAUCUGCUACUGCUUGCAUUUCCCUCUUCAGGUGGUCAGUUCACCUGCAGAAUCAUGAGUAUACCAUAGCUGAAGAUAGAUGAACAUGAGCGGUGGGUUGUACCUGCCAUUCAUCAUCACUUACACCCUUCACCCAAGUCUUCUCACACAGCUGGUUGUAUGCAGUGAACAAAACCAUAGCCACAGCACUUAUCACAAGCAACCAAUUUGAGCAGCCCUUUCUGUGGAUUUCCCUAAGCAUUCUCCUUUAAAAAAGUAACAUCAUAAAGCAAUAAAACCCUACUAAAUAUUGAAAAUCAUGUUGUAUCACAGUCAUCUAAUAUGACAAUCUUCAUUAUUAUUACCAGUCUCAGUUUUUACUGAUCAUCCUAGGUUACAGGAAGUUUUAUAAUUACAAUAUCUUUGUGAUACAUAUAUGGUGUUCCAUUCUGCUCUAUGCAUAAUCCAUAAAAUGAACUGAAGAACAGAACUCCAUAUGUAAAAUUUAAAAAUUGUUCUAAAGAUCCAGUAUAUCAAUUUUGUUACAGUCCAUCCUAAUAGUAUGCCACAUAUAAUUUCUGGAGGUCUAAAAAUUGUUGGAACAAUAUUACUGGUAGAUGUCUGAACCAUUACUGUCUUGUUGUGACAUUCUUCCAACAGGUGUUGUAUAUUUUGUAGUAUUAGACUAUUGAUGUGUUGGACCUUCUGAUCAGUGUUUGGAUUCUACAUAAGGCCAUUUGUGAUCCAGUUUGUGUUUUUGGUGCUAUAUAGAAUGAGAUGGAAUCUCAUGUACAUAUUCACACAGAUUUUGUACAAGAUUACCAUUAGUAACAAUCAAAAAUUGCAGCAAUAAAAAAAGACCAUUUGGCAGUGGUACAUGAUUCUUGACAAACAUGUGCAAACUGAAAAUAUUACAGGAGCUGUUAUUAAAAAGUUGCUAAUGCUACAAAACUGUGCUGAACACACUUCAAAGACCCUUCUUUCAUUUGAUACAACUAUUUACUUAAGAAACUGAACAGUGUUUACUGACAAAAAUUGUCAGGCUGAUGGUUUUCCUUAUCUGUUCAGGACCUUUCAAAUUGCCAUUAUGUUCUUUCAU
This is a messenger RNA of Schistocerca serialis cubense, 3631 nucleotides long. Its product is annotated as synaptotagmin-5. NCBI's taxonomy places the organism in Eukaryota, Metazoa, Arthropoda, Insecta, Orthoptera, Acrididae. Gene Ontology annotation, molecular function: clathrin binding; calcium-dependent phospholipid binding; calcium ion binding. The record is from RefSeq and is a predicted model, not a curated record. The transcript has 11 exons. Gene Ontology annotation, cellular component: membrane. Gene Ontology annotation, biological process: regulation of calcium ion-dependent exocytosis; calcium-ion regulated exocytosis; cellular response to calcium ion. The coding region runs from base 140 to 1558 and encodes 472 amino acids.